CUCUUCUUCUGCCGACCCUCUUUCUUCCUUUCUUCCUUUCUUUCUCUUCUUCUUCUUCUUUCACUUUCACUUUAUUUCUACAUUAUUCAAUCAUGAAGUUCUCCCUUGCCGCCACCUCUGCUCUCGUAUUCGCCACCCUCUUUUCAGUCGUCAAGGCUGAUGAAUAUGCUGCCAUCCAAAAGGAAUGGUGUGGUGGUCUCUCUGUACCUUUCCCUAGUGCUUCUACUGUUGUAGUUGCCGGUUCUUCCACAAAGGUUACCGUCUCCAGAGUUCCCAAUAGCCAUGUCAAGACUGUUACUGGACUUGAUCUUUACUCUGUAGACAAGAAAGGAAAGCCCAAGUACGUCCAGAACAUUUGGGCCGGUAGCUACAAAUUGAACAAGUCGGCUUCGAUCCCCGACACUAUUCCCAAGGCCUCUGCUGCCGGUCUCUACUACUACCGUGUGUGGGUCAGCAACAGCAUCAACGGAAUGCGUGGUCCUGACUGUAUCGAGACCUCCCACACUUUCAAGGUCACCUCCAGCUCCCACAGCAACGCCGACGGUUCUAUUGGCUAUGCCGAGGCUCUGACCGAUGCUUCUUACUACCACCCUGAUUUCUUCAGAGGCUGUUUCGGUCUCACCGUAGAUUCGCCCCAGGAAGGUCAGACCUACAAGCUCGGUGAGCAUCUCCGCAUCACUGCCAACCGUGACACUUCUUCCCAGACCGACAACCUCUACAAAGUCACUCUCUACAAGAACGUCGAGAACGGUGAAGCCGAGGAGAUCGAUGCUGUCUGGCAGGGUAACGAGAUCUUUGGUGAUGCCUUCACCCUCAAGGACCAUCUUGUAUUGCCCGAUGGAAAGCUUGAUGAGGCUGCUGACUACUUUUACAAGCUCGAUGUCGGAUCCAACAAAGAUACCGAGUUGUGUUCCUUCAACUCCAAGCUCUUCAAGAUCUCCAGCGCUUAAGAAACCAUUUUUGUUUUCUUUAUAUUUCCCUUCUUUCUCUUCUGUACACCAAACACCCAAACACAUAAACACACACCUUCACACCUUUACAUCAAAUCAAAGCAAAUCAACAUUUAUUAAAACAAAAGAAAGAGAGAAAGAACCCUCUUUUUAUCUUAUUUUAUACUUG
Messenger RNA from Phycomyces blakesleeanus NRRL 1555(-), 1119 nucleotides. RefSeq lists its product as hypothetical. Bases 93 to 950 code for a protein of 285 amino acids. The record is from RefSeq and is a predicted model, not a curated record. NCBI's taxonomy places the organism in Eukaryota, Fungi, Mucoromycota, Mucoromycetes, Mucorales, Phycomycetaceae. The transcript has 6 exons.